AUGGUACUCAGGGAGCGCAGGGGCAAGAAUGGGGUAGGUAUUCUAGUAGACAGGGACAUCAGGGAGCUCGUGGUUGAGGUUAGGAGGGUAAAUGAUAGGUUUAUGAGUAUUAAGUUGGUAGUUGGUGGGUUUACUAUAAACGUGAUUAGUGCAUAUGCUCCUCAGGUAGGUUUGAACCAGGAGGUCAAGAAGCAAUUUUGGGAUGAUUUGGACAAGAUGGUGCGUAGUAUCCCGCAUACAGAGAAGUUGUUCAUUGGCGGAGAUUUAAAUGGUCAUAUUGGGGCUAGUUCUAGGUGUUAUGAUGAUGUGCAUGGCGGGUACGGUUUUAGGGAUAGGAAUGAGGGAGGUAAUUUACUAUUGGAGUUUUCUAGAGCUUUUGAUUUGGUUAUAGCUAACUCAAGUUUCCCGAAGAGGGAAGAGCACAUGGUCACUUUCCGAAAUUCAAUGGGCAAGACUCAAAUUGAUUACCUUCUCAGUAGGAAAUGCGAUAAAGGUAUGUGCACUGACUGCAAGGUCAUCCCGAGUGAGCACCUCACUACUCUGCAUAGGCUCCUAGUUAUGGACCUGGAUAUCAAGAGGAGUAGGAGGAAGAGGGCGGGGUGCAGGAAACCUAAGAUCAAGUGGGGUAACUUGACCAAGGACAAAGAUCAAGAGUUAGGGGAGAAGUUGUUGGAUAUGAGGGCCUGGAUGAGUAUGGGGGACGCGUCUAGUAUGUAG
Messenger RNA from Nicotiana attenuata, 717 nucleotides. Its product is annotated as craniofacial development protein 2-like. Gene Ontology annotation, biological process: chromatin remodeling. Gene Ontology annotation, cellular component: nucleus. The record is from RefSeq and is a predicted model, not a curated record. The transcript has a single exon. Lineage: Eukaryota; Viridiplantae; Streptophyta; Magnoliopsida; Solanales; Solanaceae. The coding region runs from base 1 to 717 and encodes 238 amino acids.